CCUUGUCAACUUUGCCAGUUUCACGUGCUGUGUGGUGAUUGUGUUUUAAAUAGCUGCAAGAUGUUUCCAAAAACUUCCCGAUUUAACAAGCAGGAAUCGCACAAAGGAUCCGGUCCCAAUUUGAAGCAAAAGUUUCCGGGUUCCCCCUAUGGGAAAGGUUUGAAUCCAUGCAAGCCGAAGCCUCCCAUUGGUCCGAAGGGCUCUUGCGAGCAAACCAGCUUGAUUUUCAACUCGCCCUCAUCCAGACUCAGCGAAAAUACCUUCAGACUGAAAAAGAACCACGAGAACUAUGGCAGGCAUUCCAUGGAACCUCCACGUGGGGGCGCCAGUAGAACUCCGAAGUUGUUCAAAUCUAGCACCGAACAACUGAGCAAGCAGAAAAGUCAGUCAGUGGGCAAAGCGAGGAAGAGUCUUCCCUACAAGAACGACCCUGAAACAACCGCCAGUCCUCAGACCUCUUGCAUACCCAGAUUGAAAAAGAAACUCACCGAGUCGGUGCAUUGUCCAUCGCUUCUGGAGAGGCCGCGUAUCCCACAUACCUGCUAUCCGACCACCCCAGAGGACGAGAACACCAGCAGCACAUUUGACCGAUACAGCGCUCAGCGCCAUCCUGUGAAGCAGCUGAGUAAAACUCCUCAAACAAAAGCAUCGGGAGACAUCAGCGCCACUCCAGCCGGCAGGAAUCGGCCGCUCAACGUCAGCUACACCGUUCUCCCGCGGAUCGCUAAAAGGAUCAGACGACUGGGAGAGGCUGGGGGGUCGAAGGAGACUGUAAACCUCGCCGUAAAUGUGCCGGAUGACAUAAAGGCCAGGCCGAAUGAGGCGUUGGACUUUUCGGUGAAUUUCCAGGUGAAACACAGCUCGUCCCCGAUUCAACAGCCUGCAAGUGAAGAGAAGCUGAUUCCUGAUCUGUCGCUGUCUUUGCACAACGUGCGCAGCUCCAGCUACUACAACAUCGCCUGCGGGGCCGAGGCUCUUUCCGACUCGGAAAAGUCGGCGGCUUCUCCCAACAGCUUGCGCUGCUUCAGCUUGCAGGAACUGAACGACUGCAAUGUAGUCCUGCUGCUGCAAGACCAGUUCAUCGAUGAGAACUACGACCAGUGCAUGAAGGCACUGGACCAAGCAGUCGAAACGUUGCAGAUCUCGCAAGCCGACACGCUCCUUCAAUUGACUGAGCACAUGGUUCGCCUGGUGCUGAACAACAAAAGUGAUCAGAGAUUGGCGCUUCUUCAGAAGAUGCGCCAGCUCUUAGCCGGUGCGAAGGGAUCGGCUGGGCGCCCUGAAGCUGAGAGCCUUGCCAACUCUGCCAUCAACCAACUCAGAGAACACUUUGAGCAGAAGAUCCUGAAAAUGACCAGAGAAAAGGUGAGCAACCUGCUCGCAGAACUAAAGACGACGUUGCUGACAGCGAACGAAGACAUUGAGGUCGCCUGCAAUGAAGCCGUAAAAAACCUGAUUUUGCAGCUGAAGAAACCCGCUCUAGAACCAUCCGUGCUGUGAAACCCCCAUGCAGUUGAUCAGGAUCGACUGUGGAAAACCCAAUUGACUGUACAAAAACUGUAUUUGUUUGAACAAUUUCUUCGCGAUAAAGACGAUGAUUCCAAAUCGAA
Dendroctonus ponderosae (mountain pine beetle) is the source of this 1610-nucleotide messenger RNA. RefSeq lists its product as uncharacterized. The transcript is spliced from 8 exons. Lineage: Eukaryota; Metazoa; Arthropoda; Insecta; Coleoptera; Curculionidae. Bases 61 to 1500 code for a protein of 479 amino acids. The record is from RefSeq and is a predicted model, not a curated record.